UAGGAAAGUCACAUUUUGUACAUAGAGGAUGGUAACUGGCUUUGUAUGAAUUCCAAUAUGUUCCUCUAAAAGUGACUGCAUAUAUUUUAUUGCCAGAAGAGAAAGAAAGCAUGUUGAUACUGAAAAGAAAUUAAAAUGGCGUCCAGAGGAAAGACAGAAACCAGCAAACUGAGGCAGAAUUUGGAAGAGCAGUUGGAUCGGCUAAUGCAGCAACUCCAGGAUCUGGAAGAGUGCAGAGAUGAACUGGAUGCUGACGAGUAUGAAGAAACAAAGAAGGAAACGUUGGAGCAGCUGAGCGAGUUUAAUGAUUCAUUGAAAAAGAUCAUGUCUGGAAAUAUGACGCUUGUAGAUGAGCUCAGCGGGAUGCAGCUGGCAAUUCAAGCAGCAAUCAGCCAAGCGUUUAAGACCCCUGAAGUUAUUAGAAUGUUUGCAAAGAAACAGCCUGGGCAGCUAAGGACACGACUAUCAGAGAUGGACCGGGACUUGAUGGUGGGUAAACUGGGGCGAGACAUCUACACACAGCAGAAAGGGGAAAUUCUCACUGCGUUACGAAAACUAGGAGAGAAGUUGACACCUGAAGAUGAAUCUUUCCUCGCUGAGCAUGCAGGAGCUGCUCUCAGCCAGUUUCAGAAGGUCUCAGAAGGUUUGGGUACAGGUGACAAAGUUCUGGCUCUGGCAGGCAUUGAAGUAGAGAAUACAAGGAAAUGAAGAUGAGCACGUCGUAGGAACGCUAAAUUAAUGUGUGCAGAGCACAGGGGCAGGAGGGGGGUGAUUUGGGGUCCGGUUAUGUACAAAGUUGUUUUGUAUACCUACAGAAUGUGAGUGUUUCAUACGUCUUUAGCACUUACUGCUAGUCUCUUAUUAGAGAUUGCAGAAGAUUUAGUCUAAUCACAUUUUUAUCUUUUUACAAAAUUCCAUAAAGGACAGUUUCAUUUUCAUUGCUUUUGAUAUAAUUGCACAUAUUUAAUACUUAGAUUUUUUGUUAUUGUUGUUGUAUUGUUGUGAG
This is a messenger RNA of Bombina bombina (fire-bellied toad), 1006 nucleotides long. RefSeq names its product protein LZIC. Lineage: Eukaryota; Metazoa; Chordata; Amphibia; Anura; Bombinatoridae. Bases 136 to 708 code for a protein of 190 amino acids. Gene Ontology annotation, molecular function: beta-catenin binding. Gene Ontology annotation, cellular component: beta-catenin destruction complex; nucleus; cytosol. Gene Ontology annotation, biological process: negative regulation of Wnt signaling pathway. The transcript has 7 exons. The record is from RefSeq and is a predicted model, not a curated record.